AUAAAUGCGCCCUCGAUAAAGCGCUUUGCCAGUUGUUGGAAUGUAAAAGUCACACAGACUUGGAUCGCCUGCUUCAAGCCAACUGUGCCUUUUAGUAACUCAAAAUGAGGCUAAUCAUUGACAGGAAACAUUCAUUUCCAUGGUUUGGCAUGGAUAUUGGUGGGACCCUUGUUAAACUGGUCUACUUUGAACCAAAAGACAUCACGGCUGAAGAAGAGCAGGAAGAAGUGGAAAACCUGAAAAGCAUUAGGAAAUAUCUGACUUCCAACACAGCCUAUGGUAAAACAGGGAUCCGAGAUGUCCACCUUGAACUGAAAAACUUGACUAUGUGUGGACGUAAAGGGAAUCUCCAUUUCAUCCGUUUCCCAAGCUGUGCUAUGCACAGGUUCAUACAGAUGGGGAGUGAAAAAAACUUUUCAAGCUUGCAUACCACACUUUGUGCUACUGGAGGUGGAGCUUAUAAGUUUGAGGAAGAUUUCCUAAUGAUUGCUGACCUCCAGCUUCAUAAGCUAGACGAGUUGGACUGCCUGAUCCAAGGUCUUCUGUAUGUGGAUUCUGUUGGUUUCAAUGGUCAGCCGGAAUGCUAUUAUUUUGAAAACCCCUCAGCACCUGAGCGGUGUCAGAAAAAGCCUUACUGCCUUGAUAAUCCCUUUCCUAUGUUGCUAGUUAACAUAGGCUCUGGAGUCAGCAUCUUAGCAGUGUAUUCCAAAGACAACUAUAAGAGAGUUACAGGGACCAGUCUCGGUGGUGGAACAUUCCUGGGUCUUUGUUGUUUGCUGACUGGCUGUGAGACCUUUGAGGAAGCUCUAGAAAUGGCAGCUAAAGGAGACAGCACCAAUGUUGAUAAGCUGGUGAAGGAUAUUUAUGGAGGAGAUUAUGAACGGUUUGGUCUUCAAGGAUCUGCUGUUGCAUCAAGUUUCGGCAACAUGAUGAGCAAAGAAAAGAGAGAGACUAUCAGUAAAGAGGACCUGGCAAGAGCAACUUUAGUCACCAUCACCAAUAACAUUGGCUCGAUUGCUCGGAUGUGCGCCUUGAAUGAGAAUAUUGAUCGAGUGGUGUUUGUAGGAAACUUCCUGAGAAUCAACAUGGUUGCUAUGAAGGUGCUAGCCUAUGCUAUGGACUAUUGGUCAAAGGGACAACUCAAAGCUCUCUUUUUGGAACAUGAGGGUUAUUUUGGUGCUGUGGGAGCUCUUUUAGAGCUGCUCAAAAUGACUGAUGAUAAAUGAGGAAGCUCCUAGAAGCUAAGAGCCCGUCAAAGCUGCUUGAAGGAUGACAGCUGCUAGGAGGAUGGGAAAGAAGCCAUGGAGGAAGUUCUACCUGCUGGAUUUGUAAAUACUGUAAUAAUUUAAACUUAUUUUAGCGGAUCUUUUAAAUUUAGGGAUGGACAUUAACUUCAGACUUUGUACCAGGCAUUUUUAUGGGAAUACAACAUUUUUAAGAUAAACAAAAUGUGCAGUGCGGCCAAUUUUUAUGGAUUGUAUCUAAAAAAUAGGCACUGAGCAGGAAAAGGACCUAAAUUAUGAGACACUGGUAUUAUUAUUGUUGUUGUUAUUAUUAUUUUCUUCUGGGGUUUACUGAUCUAGUGUGAUAAUGAUUCAUUUAGUAAUCGCUCUAGGAGAUUUUUUUUAAAUCUUUCAUGACGUUUCAUGAUCGCUGUUGGUUUCAAAUGAAACUGCAAAGCUGGCAUUUAGUGUGAACACUAAAAUAAUGAAUCUUGCUGCCUUCAUUCUAUUAAACUAUGUUCAUCUCCAUCAUAAAUUAACUACCUUUGUUUAGCUGUCCAUGUCAGCAGUAAUAAGUAGUAUUUUUAGAUGCGUUAUCAAUCUACUGAAAAGAAAGAGAAUACCUCAAUUUUUCUUGGUUAUAUUUACACAUCUUAUGAAAACUCAUCUAUUCAGUACUUCUUCACUGUUGUUUGGAAAUCCUCAUUUCUAGUUCUCUUAGCUGAACAUAUGAUUAUUGAACAAAAGAAAGGCCUUUCCCCGAAACAUUAGAUGAGGUCAGAGUUGUCUUGGGGGGUGGUAAAUGACACAUCUGUGAUGAUGCCAUCACACAAAUAAUGUGACUUAUGUACAUGCAUCAUGUCGUCAUUGCAUAAGCACUUCAUUGGUACAAUGACCUCAUGACCCAUAUGUCUUCCUUUUGAUGUCAUUACAGCUUGUAUUGGAUGCUUCUGGAUGAGGUAUUAAAACAUGUCGUGUAACUGAAUGAUCUUUCAUCCAGAACAGUGGAUGAAAUGCCCUGGACUGCCUAUUCAAACUGUCUGUGUGUAACUUUCUUUGAAUGAAAAAAAAAGUGAGUCACUAUCAUAUACUGUACAAUCCAGAAACAGGCUUAUUUCAUCUUCAUUUGUGAGAAGUCAGCUUUGAAGGACAGUAAUUUUUAUGGUAAAUAAAUAUGCAAAUUGGAAGACUUGUUACACUACAAGUUUGAUAUAUUUAAAAGUCAGACGUGUCAUUUUUUUUGUCCACAGUUAAAAAGUCACACUGAAAUUAGCCAAUUAUUAGUGGUAUUAAAAUUAUGAACACAGUACAGUAUUAUUUACUGUAUUAAUCUCUAUAUUUUAUUCUGCUGUCACAUUCUACAGGGGGCCAUCAGGAGACAACAUAGUUUUACUGAGCAAAUAUUCUGUAAUAAAUUGGAUUGUUUGGAAUACAUAUUUGAUUUCUUUACCUUGAAACCUUCAAUGCAUUAAAAAGAAUGGUUCACUUAUCUGACUGAAAUAAAAGUACAUUAUUAUUGU
Molecule: messenger RNA, 2743 nt
Organism: Python bivittatus (Burmese python)
Lineage: Eukaryota; Metazoa; Chordata; Lepidosauria; Squamata; Pythonidae
Gene: PANK1
Product: pantothenate kinase 1
Biological process (GO): coenzyme A biosynthetic process
Cellular component (GO): cytosol; nucleus
Molecular function (GO): pantothenate kinase activity; ATP binding
Source: RefSeq, a predicted model, not a curated record